CCUAUGAGUGAGAACGUGCAGUGUUUGGUUUUCUGUUCUUGCAAUAGUUUGCUGAGAAUGAUAGUUUCCAGCUGCAUCCAUGUCCCUACAAAGGACACAAACUUAUCCUUUUUUAUGGCUUUUUUAAAGCACCUUUCAUCAGCUAGACUGUUCUCCAGCCUUUCUUUACUUCCUCUUUGAAAGGACAUAGCCCUGGUUUCUUUUUGACACAAAGGAAAGCUAUGCAAAUCAUGAUCUAUAUGUAGAAUUGGUCACAAAUGUGUUGUGGGAUAGGCUAUAGAGUUGGGAAGUGGAAACGAAAUGCUACACAGAGACCUAACCCAACUAAAGCUCUUUGUAUUUCUCCUUUAAGAAAUAAAUCAAAUGCCUUCCUUCCCUAUGCUUUCUUCCUCUUUCUUUUAAUUUAAAAAAAAAUUCACCCUGAUUUUUUUAUUUUCUAUCUUAUUUAAAAAAUAAAAAUAGGCCAGGUGCGGUGGCUCACACCUGUAAUCCUAACACUUUGGGAGGCCAAGGUGGGUGGAUCACUUGAGAUCAGGAGUUUGAGACCAGCUUGGCCAACAUGGCAAAACACUGUCUCUACUAAAAAUACAAAAAUUAGCCAGGCCUGGUGGCACACACCUGUAAUCCCAGCUACUCGGGAGACUGAGACAGGAGAAUCACUUGAAGCCGGGAGGUGGAGGUUGCAGUGAGUCAAGAUCAUGCCACUACACUACAGUCUGGGUAACACAGUGAGACUCCAUCUUAAAUAAAUAAAUAAAUAAAUAAAUAAAUAAAUAAACCAUUGCUGAUGACUCCAGGGUCAAUCUGGAAAAAUUAACAGUAUUCCUCAACUCUAUUUCUUUCUGCAGCCAAGCUUGAUUCCUUGAAUUAUAGUUUUCUAAGGAAAAAAUAGUUUUUAAUAAUCUAAGGUAAAUUUGUUUCAAUUAUUAGCAGCAGCAUAAUAAGGCUUUUGCACAAAUGAAUGUUAUUAGCUAGAGUUCUUCAAAAAAGCAUGAAGCAUAAUUUUUGCUAGGACUUCUUGAGAACUAUUGGUAAAAAAUGCUUUUAGAUAAUAAACAAGUAUAAAUGUCAAAGUAUUUUUUAAAAAGUAUAAUUGGCUGGGUGCUGGCUCACGCCUAUAAUCCCAGCACUCUAGGAGACCAAGGCAGAAGGAUCACUUGAGCCUAGGAGUUUGAGGCUGCCGUGAUUCAUGACUGCACCACUGCUUUCCAGCAGCCUGAUGAUAGAGUGGGACUCCAUCUCUUUACAUAUGUAUAUCUUACUCUCUUGAUGGGACAAGUUGGUAGCAAUAAAGGUUUUUUUUUUUUCCUGUUGUGAUUUCAGUGUCUAACCAAUGAAGGUGACCAGAUGUGAAGGCAUAUCUAUGACUACUCCUCUGUCCCUUGGGUGGAUAAGACUUAGUUGGAAUCCAACUAAAGAUUUGGGCUGGUCUCUCCAUCUUAAUGUUGAUGGGAUUCAGGACACACAACCCCAAAAUAUUGUACCCUGAUAUUUGAGAAAACUGCAGAAGCAAGGUUUCUCAUACCUUCCUCUUACCCCUUCUCCCCUGAAGCAGGCCAUAAAACCUAAGUGACUGUGCCCUGAAGUAGAUCAUAAAACCUUCAUUCCAUAGGUACCCUAUAUCCUCACAGAUACAGAGACACCAAGAAGAAUCUGGACAAAUAGGACUUGCUAAGUUCUCCAGUUUAUUACCGUUAGAUUAUGUCCUUUUGUCCUCUGAUUAUACUUCUGCAUGAGACGGUACAUAAAAAUACGCAAGUUUUCCUGUUUCUUUUGUGUCUUCAUUUCUGAAGAUUCGUGUCAUGUAAAACUUACGGUAAAUAAAUUUGUGUGCUUUUCUCAAUAAUCUGUCUUUUGUUAUAGGUGCCUCAUUUGUGAACCUAGUGAUGUGUGAAGAAAGAAAGCUCUUCUUCCCUACAGUGCUCUAAGAAAAGCUAUUUCCAAAAGAAUUGAUCCAUAUUAGCUUUAGCUUGGGUUCUUAGAAUUCCUCAAACUUGAGGCAUUCAUGAUAUAAUCCAGGUGCCCUGACACUGUUGUUUUUCUGUUCAUUCUGAAACUGGACUUCAUGGAACUGAUGUGCAGGGACAUCAGACUGAGGCGAAAAGCUCCUAAUUGCUCCCGUAAUCAGAGUUUCUGAGUCCUCAUUUCGAUAGUGUACAGGAGGAAUUUGGGCAUUUUUGCCAUCAACCACAGGGUGUUCUCUCUCUCUCUCUCUCUCUCUCUCUCUCUCUCUCUCUCUCUCUCUCUCUCUCUCUCAUUCUAAUUGCCAAUGUUUAAAAAUUGGAGCUUCAUCUUAUCUUGAAAAAUCAGCUAGCCUACUUUAUUCAUUUACACUUCCUCGUCUGUUGGCAUUUGAGUUGUGAUAAUGCCUAAUUUACAAGAUUGUUCUUGUGGAAUUCGAUAUGGAAAAAUCUAACAAAAGCAGGCACUCAGUAUAUGUUUUCCCCUUUCUGAACACCACUAGUCAUGAAGCUGCUACCUGCCAAUGACCAAGGAGAGCGGCCAAGAUGAAGAGCAAGGGAGUCAUAGAGGAGGUGGCUGGAAAGUAAUCCCUUGGUCUGUUUUAGAAGUAUAAAGGCAUUAGGAAACAAAACUCUUAAAGAAUGUAUAAGAAAACUAAAUGUACUUCAAGAAAUUAAAAGGAGCAGUAAGAAACAUCUCAGUUUGCUCUAAGUGAAAUGUUUCAGGCUCUGAAUGAUUCAACCAAGAACCUGAGCCCAUUCCUGGGAAGCACCUACAGAAAACUGAUUCUGGUCCCGGUCCCUGUCUUCAGGUGGCUGUGUGUAAACAUCUUACCCCAGUGUAAACAUCUGCAGCUGGUAAACGUCUAGGGGUUUUCUCACUGCUCUCCAGGAGACUCAGCACUGCCCUGUUCCUUCCUAACCUGAGUCAGGACUGAGCAGAGAAUCCUCCACCACACACAGCAGGCACUAUCUGCCACAGUUCCUUUCCCUGAUAGCUUCAAAUUCUCUGCCUUUUGAAAUAAGCCUAUUUUUAACUGGAACAAAUAAUGGGUCAAUCUGUACCUCAGGUGAAGAGGAGUGAAGCCUCUGCAAACACUUAGGAACAAACUAAAAACCAAAAGCAUUUGUGUAACCUGUUCAAUAAGCUUGCUGGACUUUGUCUCUAUGUAUGAGUUAGGCAAUUCUUUCAGCUAGUUUGAGUGACACGCUGACCAGUGAAGCCCAGUGAAGCAGUGGGAACCAGAAUAUCCAAAGAGUGGUUUGAAGGAGAAAGAAGCAUUGUGGCUUUAUAUCCUCUGGGCCUGGGUUUCCUGAAGUCAUCACACAUAGAAGACAGAAAAAAUGGCUGAGUUAAAGUACAUUUCUGGAUUUGGGAAUGAGUGUGCUUCAGAGGAUCCUCGCUGCCCAGGUUCCCUGCCAGAAGGACAGAAUAAUCCUCAGGUCUGCCCCUACAAUCUCUACGCUGAGCAGCUCUCAGGAUCGGCUUUCACUUGUCCGCGGAGCACCAAUAAGAGAAGCUGGCUGUAUAGGAUUCUACCUUCAGUUUCUCACAAGCCCUUUGAAUCCAUUGACAAAGGCCAUGUCACUCACAACUGGGAUGAAGUUGAUCCUGAUCCUAACCAGCUUAGAUGGAAACCAUUUGAGAUUCCAAAAGCAUCUCAGAAGAAAGUAGACUUUGUGAGUGGCCUGCACACCUUGUGUGGAGCUGGAGACAUAAAGUCUAACAAUGGGCUUGCUAUCCACAUUUUCCUCUGCAAUACCUCCAUGGAGAACAGAUGCUUUUACAAUUCAGAUGGGGACUUCUUGAUUGUUCCCCAGAAAGGGAAUCUUCUCAUUUACACCGAGUUUGGCAAGAUGCUUGUACAGCCCAAUGAGAUCUGCGUCAUUCAGAGAGGAAUGCGGUUCAGCAUAGAUGUCUUUGAGGAAACCAGGGGCUACCUCUUGGAAGUCUACGGUGUCCACUUUGAGUUACCUGACCUUGGACCAAUUGGGGCCAAUGGCUUGGCCAAUCCUCGUGAUUUCUUGAUACCCGUUGCCUGGUAUGAGGAUCGCCAAGUACCAGGUGGUUACACUGUCAUUAAUAAAUACCAGGGCAAGCUGUUUGCUGCCAAACAGGAUGUCUCCCCAUUCAAUGUUGUGGCCUGGCACGGGAAUUACACACCCUACAAGUACAACCUGAAGAAUUUCAUGGUUAUCAACUCAGUGGCCUUUGACCAUGCAGACCCAUCCAUUUUCACUGUGUUGACUGCCAAGUCUGUCCGCCCUGGAGUGGCCAUUGCUGAUUUUGUCAUCUUCCCACCUCGAUGGGGGGUUGCUGAUAAGACCUUCAGGCCUCCUUAUUACCAUAGGAACUGCAUGAGUGAGUUCAUGGGACUCAUCCGAGGUCACUAUGAGGCAAAGCAAGGUGGGUUCCUGCCAGGUGGAGGCAGUCUGCAUAGCACAAUGACCCCCCAUGGACCUGAUGCUGACUGCUUUGAGAAGGCCAGCAAGGCCAAGCUGGCACCUGAGAGGAUUGCCGAUGGCACUAUGGCAUUUAUGUUUGAAUCAUCUCUAAGUCUAGCGGUCACCAAGUGGGGACUCAAGGCCUCCAGGUGUUUGGAUGAGAACUACUACAAGUGCUGGGAGCCACUCAAGAGCCACUUCACUCCCAAUUCCAGGAACCCAGCAGAACCUAAUUGAGACUGGAACAUUGCUACCAUAAUUAAGAGUAGAUUUGUGAAGGGUUCUUCAGAAUCUUAUGCUUUCUGGUAGUAUUGGGAGCAGGGGUUGGUUAAAAUGAAAACUCACUUUUCAUAGUCAAGUAACUCAGAACUUUUGCGGAAACGCAUUUGCAAAGUUCUAUGGCUGUCACCUUAAUUACUCAAUAAACUUGCUGGUGUUCUGUGGAAGUA
This is a messenger RNA of Chlorocebus sabaeus (green monkey), 4855 nucleotides long. NCBI's taxonomy places the organism in Eukaryota, Metazoa, Chordata, Mammalia, Primates, Cercopithecidae. The record is from RefSeq and is a predicted model, not a curated record.